CAACAAUCCUGAAUCUGCGAUAACGCGCAAAGUUAUUUGUGUGUGUGUGUUGCGAGUGAUCAGUGAAUAUUAUUUUAUAUUGUAAUUAUUUGUUAGGGAAAAUAAUAGUGUAACCAUAAUAAUGUUAUCAGUGUUGCUCCACAAAAUGUACACAGAAAUUCCGCAAAGUGGCAGCAGCGACGCCUUUUAAUUUAAGGCGUUUAAUUCUUGAUUUACCUGAUUUUCGCUAUGUUGAAGUUUAAAAAAAUGGGUUCAGAUAAAGUACCGCUUCUUCUGGUGACUGCUAAUGUUGGAUCUAUUUUCGAAGACCCGUCGGUGCUGGUCCCGGUGUGGACGGCAGAGUUCCUGCAGGCUAUCAGCCGGCUGGAGCCGCGGUUCGUGGCUCUUCACCUUCAGGAGGUGGGCGGGAAGUCGUACGAGCACUCUGCGCGCCACGUGCAGGAGUUUGUCAGCCGCCUGGCCAGCAGUCCCGAGCUGAGGCCCUUCGACAAGCUGCGCGUGUUCCUAGACGAGGACUUCAGCUCGCCCGACAAGUUCACGGCACUCGGCAACAUGUACUUCGCGCACUCGUCGCUGACUGAUCUCAAGCUGUGGGACUUCGAGAAGAGGUGCUUCGUGGAGGUGACCGGCACGGAAGUGAACACCGGCAACAUCGAGAAGGUCACCACCAAGGAGAAGGUCAAAUUUCCGCAGCACUUCUUCCCUGAAUGCAAGUGGUCUCGCAAGGGUUUCCUGCGCACGCGCUGGUGUAUCCGCGGCACGGCGGUGGAGUUUGUCAACAUCCACCUGUUCCACGACGCCUCCAACCUGAUGGCCAUGGAACCCUUCCCCUCCGUGUACUGCCGCAGCCGGCGCCGCGCGUUGCGGCACACAUUGCGGCACCUUCACGCCGAUGCGCACGCAGCUCCCUACUUCAUGUUCGGGGACUUCAACUUCCGCACCGACACCGCCGGCGUCGUCAAGAAGGUGACAGACAGUUUGUCCGCGUACCGAGUUCAAAAUGGCACCAACGUGGACUCGUCGAAGCUGCAGUAUCGGUCCAAGGACGACAGAAUCGUGCUGACCAUCGGCAAGAAGGAGUUCAACCACGUGGACCACCAGAAGGUGUUCAGGGAGCCCUGGUUAUCAAAAUAUGACCGCGAGCUGGAGGCGCUCAAGCCACACCUGUAUGAGUUUCCGGUGAAGUUUCCCCCGAGCUACCCUUUCGAGGAAGAUAUUCAACUACCCACACAUUACAUGAAGACUAGAUGUCCGUCGUGGUGCGACCGCGUGCUGCUGUCCCAGUCGGCGAGGCUGCUGCUGCAGGACAGGGCGGAGAACAGGGUGCACGGCUCCAGGAAGUCGGUGACGGAGUCUGACAGCGGCAGCGGGCGCGUGUCGUCCUCCGACAGUAGCCCCGCGCGCUCCGCCUCGCCCGCGCGUCGCACACACCAGUGCAGUCCGGUGAAGACGUUGGAGAAGAAGAGCAGUGCGGCGGAACUGAACGCGCUGGCGGUGCCACCGGGCGCCGGGGCCACCGCUGUCGGCAGGAAGAGCAUCGCAGAUCCCACCAGCGUGGCGCGAGCCAUCAACGACAGAGUGUCGGAGUCGGAGGCAUCGUCGGGUCGCCGUAAACUGGUUCGCAACCAGUCGGAGGGCUCGCCCAAGUGCGGAGACACGUCCGCAGAACUGAGGCGGCUGGUGGAGGCACCCACGCGACGUCGGCACGAGUACGGCGUCAUCGGGGACACUGCCUGCAUGGGUGACCACAAGCCAAUUUACUUACGAGUGAUGCUGCAAAGCGAUCGAGGUACUGUAGAGUGUAGCGAGCACAGAGUGCCCUGUGUUAUAUGCGCGUGCGCACGGCUUGCCAACCCAAAAGCAAAACUGUCCCGAAAUCCGACCGACCCCGACCUUAUCGCUAGUAAAAAAAUUAAAAUAUUGACAGACAGCCACCCGGACCAACUAUUAUCUGACGAUCGAAUAAAAAGAACCCGCGCCGGCUCGUUGAAUGAGACAAUAUUCCGGAUUCCGUUCGUAGAAGUCACUAGUGCCGACUAUUCAAGUUUCGAUGACAUAUUUGCCAACGAAAUCAACUCAUCCCUUUUGAGUCCCGUGCAAUGCUUAGAUCCUUACACGCCGGAAAGCGUGGACUCCCACACACCCAACGCCGAAGCUUCCGGCUCGGAGGACCAAAUCCUGAUAAACGAUAUCGUCAACUCGAAUAUUGAUAUAAAAUCAAGUACAUUACCAAGAGACCGAAGCGUGUCGCCAACUCAGCUUAAAAAUCGACUCGAUAAACUCCUACGUGGGAAAGAGAAGCCCGAGUUGAGUAGAUUGGACAGUCGCGAGAGUUGCAAGUCGGAUAAUAGUGUGAAGGGUGGCCUGUGUUGUUUGGCGCUGAAGUGUUACGGAUUCUGUAGACGGAGCGCGCGCAGUUGUAAAUGUAGUUGCUUCAAAUGUUGCACUUGACCUUUGUAUUUUUCGCCAGAGCCAUACAGAAAAAAAAACUAUCAACCGUCCGUCGAGCCAUGAAUGAUGUUUAUUCAAUCUACGUAAGAAAUCAAUAUUAGGUGUGAUGUACUUAUGAAUACCUAUUCUAUUUUUAAAUUUACUUUUUUUUUCUCGGAUGGCUAUGGUUUUAGCGUAGUUAGCUAGAGUAGGUGAACCUUUUUGGUUAUUUAUUUUUAAUUGACGCUUAUUGUGAGCUGCAUGCAAUUAUUUACGCGUGCGUAUUGUUAUGCAAUGUUAGUGUAAGUUGAUAUGUUGAUGUGAAAGCUAGUCGUAUGCACAUUCUCCGUUAAUAAUUAUUAUUAAUUAGUAUUAUCCUAACAUGAUACAGGUUGUUGUUUGAUUCUGAAUAUUAUCUCACUUACAAGGAUGGCCUUAAACUUAAUUGAAUACUUUAAUAGUUGAGAGAUAUAUUUGUAAAGAUUUUUCGAAUCGAGUACGACAGUGUUUUUCAAUCUGUGGGUCGUGCGUAGGACCCCUGCGUCCCCAAAGUAGAGUUUGGUGGUCGCCAAGCAUCUUUGCCGCCGCCAUGAUCGCCGGCAGAAGGAAAAGGGCAAGUUAGACUGCAAUUAAAUCACAAUUAUAAAGGAUGGGCUUGUAUUAUUGGACGUAGAUCCUGAAAGACGUUCCAAGCCACAUUCAUCACAUUUUAAGGAAUUCGAGUUUAAAGUUUAAUCAAUAUUAGUGUAUUCCAUACGUCAUGUGGGUUGGGCUCCUAAGUCAUGAUGUCAUUUAAAGAGUGACAGUAGGGCUGCCAUUUUAUGUCGGUCCGUUAAUAUGAAUCACGUGACCAGUUUUGUGUUCUUAACUCAAUUUCGACAUGUUUGUAACGUUUUUCUAGAAUUACGUCCAAUUUUCAAAAAUUUCUCAAAUGGUGGUGCUUUUUGAAUUCUUAACAACAACAAUGUUUUCUAAUUUAUAUAAAAGUCUAUUUCUCAUUUUAGUUUUAAUGUCGACCAUUGAAGGGAAUGUCACACAGGUAUGUAUGAAGUGGCAAAAGGUUUACCAGUGGCAGGCUCCUUUGCACAGGCUGCCGGCUAGAUUAUGGGUACCACAACGGCGCCUAUUUCUGCCGUGAAGCAGUAAUGUGUAUAGUGCCGCUCAGAAUUUUUGGGGUUUUUCAAUAAUCCUGAGCGGCACUGCAUUGUAAUGGGCAGGGCGUAUCAAUUACCAUCAGCUGAACGUCCUGCUCGUCUUGUCCCUUAUUUUCAUUAAUAAAAGCUUGGUCCCCUUGCCAGCUCUGGAUAUUAUUGAAUUUUAUAUUAAUUAUUAAUUUGACUGAUAAGGAUUUAUACAAAUGACUUGGGCUUUCUUUAGUGUUAAUUCCGCCAAUAUUUGUUUUAAAAAAACAAACAAUUCGACACGUGUUUCGCCUCUACACGAGGCAUCCUCAGGACGUGUUGUCUCGCCAAAAUCUGGCACGAGACUUUUAAUUUUUACACCAAACUAUUCAGAAUAAAUAACACCCUGUAUGUAUGUAUAAUUUAUACCAAAUUGUAAUAAUCUAGUCUAGGUGAACUCAAGUGACUUAAUAUUAACUUAAUACAUUAUAACGGAACUUAAUUACCGUAAAAUGAAACGACGCGUAACUUAUUAGUAAUACUAUAGUAUUUCUAAUUAGGCUUGCUAGCGUGUGAUUUUGUAUCACUGGCCUUUAUAAAUUCCACUGGACAGGCUGUUCCAUAUGUUUGACAGCAAAUUUUGGUCCCUCUUUGAAGCGCCACUCGCGAGCGUCCAGAGAACUAAUUUUGACGUAUAAUACAAAUGGCUGCGCAGGAACGUACAAUACUCUGAAGUGUUUUUGCAUUUUCAAAUUAAUUUCGUUCGUUUUCCGUGUUAUUUAUACUUCAAGAAUCAACGUAAUAAACUACACAAUUUUACUGUAAAUAGUUUCCCACCAUCUAUCGUUGUUUCUUGUUUUAGUACCGCACUAUUAGGCUCUCGCUACAUGGCCAACAGCGCCAAAAUGGCGAAUAUCAAACAGGCACAAAAGCACUUUGACAGCCGCCGGUCCAGUGGUAUAUAGUAGGGGUCAGUGUUUUGUAUGCGAUGUUUAGUUGUUUAUCUAUACAUAAAGUUUUGUUUUAUGGAUGUCAUUUAUCUAUUAAUGAUCUAGUAAAGAUCGGAAUAUUGUAUUUACAUCUUUUGAAAUUAAUCCAAUUUUCUGUUUGUAUUUAAUUCUUCCCGAUUUCCUUCCCACACCGGUCUAUAUAUAUGUUUGAAAAACGGGUAAAUAAUUCGGUACAGUGACUGCAAAAGUUGUUUGAGGCUCAAUUCUCUAUCCAUAGUGGGAUUUCUAUUAUUGUUAGCUUUCAGCGGAAUUAUAUAUUUUAUUGACUUACCGUUAUUUGAGCUUCACUGCAAUACCCUUGUAUAGGUAAUAGUUGUAAGUGUAAAAAAUGCAAUUUAUUUGAGGUGUGACACUCACGGCCGAUAGAGAUAAAUUAGUACCUUCUACUGUCAAUAAUCUGAAGCUGUCCCAUAUAUCGUCAUUCUUAUCGCCUUGUAUUGGGACGCGUGAAUUGAAAUUUCCAUACAAACUUCUAUCGCUGGUAAGCUAUACGUCGUCCCAUUGACAGACAGCGUGUACGGAUAAGGUGGGUUGCUGUCGAUAAGUUUAUUGGAACAGAAAAGUCAACGAUAGUUACGAUUUUUAUCUCAAGUAAGAGAUAGAUUGAAUAUUGGGAACGGCCGUUAAUGUACUUCUUAAUUACUUUUACAUUGCUCGUUUUAUUUUUUUAUUCAAUUGUACUUUUAUUUGCUAACGUAACAUUAUCCUAUCUAGAAAAUAAUUAAAAUUUCAAUUUAGUACCUAUUUUGUAAUGCAUACCGGUAUCUUAUGGAGUUUUCAAUUCUACUCCCAAUGAUAAUGCAUUUAUUUUUGUGAUGUACUAUACUCUCAACAAAACUAAUAUGUACAUAGUUAUUUUAGUGUUGCCAGUAAUCAAUAUAAUGUACUAGCUGACCCGACAGACGUUGUUCUGUUCAUAGUAUAAAAAAAUUGCAGGUGGGAUUUUGUAAAAUCUGUUCUUAGCAUUUUACAACACAAUCUAACACAGAACACGACACCAUUAUAUUAUUUGAUUAAUAUCCGUUAAAACACAGAACAAUUACGAUAAAAACAAUGCGGUCCAAUUUGACAGGAGACUAAUGGACACUAAAUUGUUUUCAUGGUCUUUAUCUAUUCUAGUCUCUUUCUCACACCUAUUUUUUUAUGUAAGUAUAGUUAUCUCACUUUCACACAGGGUUAGUAUACUACAUACUAAGUUUAUGCUUGAGAAGGUAUUUCUGUCCCUCUCCCGCGCGUCCGUACAAGUGUAGAGAUAAACUUGGGGCAUUUCCUGUACUUCGAUAAUGAGCACAAUGUCUUAGUUCUUGUUUGUGGAAACUAUUGGUAUUGGUAAAGGGCUCCUGUUUCUGCAACUAGACCGCUUAGUUGAGUCCAUUUUGCGUGCAGUGUUAGCCAGGCAUUCCAACCAGCCCAGCUCCUUCCAGGAGUACACUCCUGGAGUGUUCGCAGACCUCCUGGAUCGACCUUGUAUUUACUAAGGUUUUUGCCCGAUGGUUGGCCACCCUAGCACAUUCCAGGAUUAGGACUGUCCGUUACGCCGAUUGUAAAUAGGUGCUUGUUUAGUAAUGUGUGACCCGUUAGGGUGCCGACCAUGAUUCGGAUGUCAUGUUUAUUUAGGCUAAUAAGUCGACGUGUCAGUUUGGGCGAUAGUGCAGGAAUCGCCUCUUUCGGCUGUCUGUUUGCGGACACUGUCGCGAAUCAAAAAAUAUCUUGAAAAAAACGCCGUGUAGCACAAACCCUGUGGUUCCCGUGAGCUAUGUUAUAAAGAUCGAUAUUGAAAUAUAGGAAAUUUGUAAAAACUUGUAGUAUUCAAUUGUCAAAUAAAAUAUUAAGUCAGUAUCAUUUGUAAAAUGAAAAUAAUUUCUAUUCCGUCCUGCGUGUUUAUAUGCAAAGAUGAAUCUAUACAUAUCGUCCUAUUAGAUCCAGUUGGAGGCUCCUGUACACCGGAUGCCGGCGAGAUUAUGGGUACCACAACGGUGCCUAUUUCUGUAGUGAAGCAGUAAUGUGUAAGCAUUUCUGUGUUUUGGUCUGAAGGGCGCCGCAGCUAGUGAAAUUACUGGGCAAAUGAGACUUAGGUAACAUCUCAUGUCUCAUGGUGACGAGAGCAAUUGUAGUGCCGCUCAGAAUUUUUGGGUUUUUCAAUAAUCUUGAGCGGCCCUGCAUUGUAAAGUUGAACGUCCUGCUCGUCUCGUCCCGUAUUUUCAUUAAAAAAAUCGAAUUUUUAGUGACACGAGUUGAACAUUUUUUAUUAUAAAUCGACAUUAUUGCUUGGUGUAAUUUUUGACCGUAUACAAGCGUUCGGAACCGUACGAUAAUUAUCGUACACAUACGAUAAUUUUGUGCCUACGUAGUAUGUACGAUAGCAUAUUAUUAUCGUACGCAGAUUGUACGAUAAUUUCUAUCAUGAUGCAAAAUUUGAGAAUUUAUAUUAUUUCACUCAUGCGUUGAUAGUCUAAAUCGCAGUAGCAUGAUUUUAUUUUGUCCAAUAAAAUCUUGGGAAAAUACCGGGAAAUACAAGUUCUCUAUUCCUAUUGGUCCUUACGAUCCACUCUACUAAGUUUCACCACUGCCGAUACUGUAACUUUAUCCAGCGCCUGCUGUACACGCUUUUUUAUUGGUUAGUAUAGCAUCUACCAAUGCGAACAAGAGAAUAUAAGUUCGAUAUUUCGAUUAUGUUCACACUUCAUAUGUAUCGUAUAUUUUGUGUAGAAAAGUUGGCAGUUAUUUCGUUAUAUUAUUAUGGCUUAGCCUUGGCGCGUUUAUUGAACUUAAAGUGGAAAGGGAAUCAGUUCAGGUCUGUACCACGUGUAAAACAUUUGGGUUUCAGUGUUCUGUUGAUUUGACAGCGGUGGUUUAAAAAAGAUAAAAUACUCUAUAUUUUAUCUUGCACUUGCAUGCAUAUCAAUAUUACAAUUUAUAUGAUUUAUUUAUCUAUAAUAGACAUUAUCCUAAAAAUACGAUAAUUUCGAUCCAUGUACGAUAAUUUUACGCCCCUGGUACGAUAGUCAGUCCACUUCAAGUUGCUAACGCUGCCGUAUACCUUCAUUAUAUUUCGUGUUAAGCGUGAUGUGUGUGGUACAAACCUUAGACUGUUUAUACGGCUAGAUAGUCUCUUGCUGUUAGACAACCGAUAAAAACAGACCAGGAAUAUUAGUUUAGUGUGCGUGACAAGCUUCGUCUUACACUCGCGAUUUGUGUGACACUUUGUGUUAGUGUGCCUGAAUUGCUCAAAAUAGAGGUUAGUUCUAAAGUCUAUGUUUUUUUCGACGUUUUCACAGCUGCCAUAGUCAAUCUAGACGUAAAAAUGGUCCAAGGUACAAACUUUGUACAACUACGCUAGCGACAGUUGUAUUUAUUUUGUCGCCGGUGUCACACAGGCAGGAGAACUCAGUCAAAUCAUAACCAAUAACACUGUUUUAUUUAUAAUCUCCUAAUUGUGUGAUAAAAUGUGCAUUUUUUUAAUUGUACUUAUAAGUAUGUAGGAUGCUUAUUAAACAUUCCCAAUGUAUAUCUAA
This is a messenger RNA of Leptidea sinapis, 8076 nucleotides long. It is a transcript of the gene 5PtaseI, whose product is annotated as inositol polyphosphate-5-phosphatase A. The record is from RefSeq and is a predicted model, not a curated record. Lineage: Eukaryota; Metazoa; Arthropoda; Insecta; Lepidoptera; Pieridae. Gene Ontology annotation, biological process: phosphatidylinositol dephosphorylation. The transcript is spliced from 12 exons. Bases 229 to 2451 code for a protein of 740 amino acids. Gene Ontology annotation, molecular function: inositol-polyphosphate 5-phosphatase activity.